CACGCAUAGAGCCGCUGCGAGGCCCCUCGGAGCCGCAGAAACAGCCCCUUGUCUGUGAGGGAGGGAGCCAACCAACCGCAGCGCCAUCUGUCCCCCCCCUGAGGGACCCCUAUCUGCUCUAACGGCUCUCUGGAUCACAGCCAGCGGCCCCCAUGGCUCCGAUACGCAGCAACACUGGUGGAGGCGAUGGAGGAAUAAAACCUGACAGGAAGAUGAGGAAACCUCUGGUGGAGAGGAAAAGAAGAGCUCGCAUUAAUGAAAGCCUGCAGGAGCUCAGGGCUCUCAUCGCAGACCGCGACUUACAGUCGAAGAUGGAGAAUGCUGAGGUCCUGGAGGUGGCGGUGAAACACGUAGAAAGCAUCCUGCGGAACCAAACUCAAGAGGUGGACGCUCUGAACAGGGAGGCCAGGGAGCGUUUCGCCGCGGGCUACAUCCAGUGCAUGCAUGACGUGCACACGUUUGUGUCCAGCUGCCCUGGAAUAGACAGCGCCAUAGCGGCGGAGCUGCUGAACCACCUCCUGGACCGCAUGCCCCUUAAUGAUGAGGAGCGCCUUGAUGCAAACGAGCCGGCCUGCACCAGCACUCGGGCCCACCCUGAGAGCACGUACACCCCGGCUGCUACCAACGACCUCAGCUCCGACCUGGAUGAGACAGACUCGGAGCAAAGCCAAGCUUCCUCCACGGAGGAGGUAGACACCCAGCGGGCGUCAUCGGGCUUAACUUUCUCCAAGCCGGUGUGGAGACCUUGGUAGAGCAUUUUGAAGGAGCUUGCAUAAGAAUUUGAUGGAUAGGCCUCAAUACACUACAAAACAUCCCUGAACAGAUGACCUUAUAAUGUCUAAGACAGUGGUUCUCAAAUUUUUAAACUUAAAACCGUAGUAAGUUUCCACCGUACCACCAUCUUUAUAGACAUUUUAACAUAAGAAAUAAAACAGGACUUGUUUUUUUCCCCCACUUGCUGGGUUUUGCCAUUAAAACAAAAACCUUCCCCUACCAUUGACGCUUCGCCUAUGGAUGAAUGAAUGUGGUUUAUAUAGGUCCUUCACUUUUACUCAGAAGCUCACAUUUCCAAAUUUGGAAACCGUAAAAGAAAUCUGAAACUCCAAAGUCAGAAGACGUUUACCAACCUUGACCUCACGAUCCAAUAUGACUUCCCUGAGAUUACAUUUACUGAUUGCCAGAGGAAGGAAAAGCUUUAUUUGACAUUGUGUGUCUAAUCAAGAGUGCAUUGCAAUCUUUAAUGGACAGGUUGCAACAUGUUUUAAAGCACAAAAUUAAGAGAAAUGCAACAUUAUUACCAGGUAUUGCUAAUCUUACGUAGAAUCUUCACUGAGCACAAUUAACAAACCCCAAUGGUUUUCUACCUCUGGACCCUGAACAUGGUUAUGUUGGGUUUAAUGGCAUUUCCAUGGUCAAGCUUCAGAGGUCAGUGGGACACAGCAGAGGUAACCACAAGCCCUUUGUUCCUGUUUCACUGCCAUCUGCUGCAAAACAGGUAAUGUGUUUGCACUUAGCUUAAAAUGAUUAAUUCCAAAGUUCUUUAAAGUACCUUGUACUGCUAUGGACAAUAUUACUAUGGUAUUAUGGUCUUGUCGCCAAAGAAAAACUUCUCCGGUUAGUAGAAAAUGAUUUUAAGAUUCCAGUGAAGAGGCAAAAAGGAUGUUUUUGAUAUGCAAUUCUGUGAAGUUUAGCUGAGAACAGCAACAAACUUAACAACAGUCCAUGUCACCCAUAAAUAAGCUAAAACAGUGGUCAUGUUUGACAACCUGUUAGCUUUGCACAUAGGAUUUCCUUACUUCCUUACAAACUCGCUGCGAUAAAACAUGUUUGUGCAAAAACUAACGAAAAUACAUUGACGGUAACAUUUUCACGGAACGUUUCUUCAAACAGAUUCAACCUCUGUAAGCAGGCAACCGUCAACUGGAACCAAGAGCUAGAGGCUUUCUGAGCAGCGCGAUUGAUAUCUCUGUUGAAACUGUGGACGACAAAAGGCGGAAAACAAAAGGGAGGUUCCAUACAAGUCGUUUUAAAAUUUGCAUUCAGUUGUUUUUGGGCAGAGGAGAAGCCAAGUCCUCAGGGUCUGCUGCAUGGUGCCAACACGCUGCAUCUUUUUAACCCAAAAUUCUAGUAAGAAUUUGGGCUUUUUAAUUAAAAUUAAAUAACGUGAGGAAUCAAGGUCCCUGUCCUGUUCACUGACUAUUUUAAAAUUAUUAUUAUUUUGUGACUGUAGUCAUUGGAUAAAAAAAAAAUUGGGAACCACUUUGUCUAAGGCAUCAAGAAGCUCUUUGUCAAAUAUUUUAAAAUGACAAUUGAAACAAAACAUAAUAAAAUCGGUGUGCAUUUAAAAGUGUAUCUAGUCCUACCUCCAGGUGAAGGUGGUGAAUGCAUUUGUAAAUAUGUCCUUGUUAAUAUUUAGCUGUUCCCUUGCAGAUACGUUUGUUAGAUAAAUUAUUUCCCAUUUGGGAAGACCUGAACUUUGUAUUUAUAGUGCAUUAGUAAGCUACCUCGACUGAUUAUUUUUCUAAGUUCAAACGCUUCUAAUAAACGACUUUUUUUUUUAACAAAAGGUUCCGUCGAAAUUCUAUUUAUGCACCUCUCGCGCUCCUAAAAAGCUACAUUUUACACAGAAGGAUCCCACUAGCCACCCACCCUCGUCUGUUACAAAGAUUUUAGCUUUUACUCUGCAGUUUCUGUGCGCUCUCCCUCCCUCCCUCUCUCUAAGAUCUCUUUGCACGUCGUAGGCAUUUGUGAGGUGUGAAAUGAGUAAUCGCUCCUUUUAUAGGCCUCGUUCAGAACUUGACAAAUGGGUUUUAUAGCUUUAUUAGAGCUCAUCUUUUUUUUUUGUGUCUUUUAUUUUAAAUAACCUGGAUACAUGGCUGGUCAUGAGUGGGAAUUUUCCAUAAGCAGUAGGUCAUCAGUAGGUCAUCAUCUGGAUUAGGCUGUAAUGUACUGGAACAGAGUAACGUUGCAGAGCAUUUGGGUGUGCAGAUGAUAGCAAGUUAUUUACUUUGUUCACAAUCAAAGGUGCUCAGGUUUCUAAUCUCAUGCCUGCAUCUUAAGCGCAGCGAAAGAGACAGACUGUGUGACUCAGACCCCUCAGAUUUCAGAUUAAGCAGCGCUUCUGAGGCCGUUCCGAAAUCCAUCUUUGGUCGCGUGUUUCCUCUCGUGUUCCUGCGAUGUUCCCUCAGAGUGUCAACUCUUUCACGAUCCACAGUCCUAACACUACAAAGUAAUGAAUAACUGUAAAGUGGAAGGAAAUCGAUGACACAUGGUUCUCAAAAUCGUUUUAAACAAAUUGAAAAUCUGAAGAGGGAGGCAUUCGUUUUUGUCCAUCCCUUUUCACCCUGCUAACCUUACAUAUAAUCAAGUCACCUAAUCAGUAAAUAAGGUCUACCUGUGUGUAAUUUGGGUCCAGUAUAAAUACAGCUGUCAGUGAGCGGUAGUGAAGAAACAGCAACACGACGGCCUGUGAAGACCGCAGACGGGUCUGUAACAACAUUAUAGGGAAGUUUAAAGCAGGGUCAGGUUUGAAACAAUAUCAUUUGAAUG
Fundulus heteroclitus (mummichog) is the source of this 3549-nucleotide messenger RNA. Its product is annotated as transcription cofactor HES-6. Gene Ontology annotation, cellular component: nucleus. The record is from RefSeq and is a predicted model, not a curated record. The coding region runs from base 153 to 752 and encodes 199 amino acids. Gene Ontology annotation, molecular function: RNA polymerase II cis-regulatory region sequence-specific DNA binding; DNA-binding transcription factor activity, RNA polymerase II-specific; protein dimerization activity. The transcript has 4 exons. Gene Ontology annotation, biological process: anterior/posterior pattern specification; regulation of transcription by RNA polymerase II; regulation of neurogenesis. NCBI's taxonomy places the organism in Eukaryota, Metazoa, Chordata, Actinopteri, Cyprinodontiformes, Fundulidae.